This is a messenger RNA of Lathyrus sativus (Indian pea), 729 nucleotides long. The record is from the annotation of a GenBank genome assembly. NCBI's taxonomy places the organism in Eukaryota, Viridiplantae, Streptophyta, Magnoliopsida, Fabales, Fabaceae.
AUGCAAGCUCUAGUGAGGCACAAGCUUAGGCUCUUCAAUUCCAAUUUCAAUUCUCUCUUUAGACUUUCAUCAUCAUCCUAUUUACAUUCUUCUUCCGCUCCGCUAAACUCACCAGCAUCUUCUUCCACCGCCACCAACUCGUUCAUCGCUCCAUGGUCCAUCAUUCAACGACGGGGAAACAGAGUCUUCGCUUCUGAUAUUAGAGUCGGAAAUACCAUUGGAAAACAAGGGCGAAUAUACGAGGUUCUUAAAGUUGAUCACUCUCAAGAAGGAAGAGGAAAAGCCACAAUCAAGGUGGAACUUCGUGACGUUCUCCAGGGAACCAAGGUUACCCAAAGACUGGGCACUAAUGAGGAUUUUGAAAAGGCCUAUGUUCAGGAAAAGACUUUCAUGUACAUGUGCACGGAUCAAGAUGGAACUGUAGUAUUAAUGGACAAUGACACGUUGGAUCAAAUCGAAGUUUCCAAAGACUUGUUUGGCAAGAAUUCUUUAUAUAUAAAAGAUGAAAUGAAAGUUAAGGUACAGUUUUAUGACGACAAACCUAUAUCUGCAUCAGUUCCAAAACGCGUAAUAUGUACUGUCAAGGAAGUGAUUGCAGCCACUCCAAGGAAUAAAAAGGUGAUACUGGACAAUGGCCCUACAAUUGAAGUUCCGCCUCACAUUGUAGCUGGUGAUGCCAUUCUUGUAAAUACUGAGGACGACUGUUACAUUGAAAGGGCAAAGGCAUAA